Messenger RNA from Wasmannia auropunctata (little fire ant), 2182 nucleotides. Its product is annotated as phytanoyl-CoA dioxygenase, peroxisomal-like. The transcript is spliced from 7 exons. Gene Ontology annotation, molecular function: phytanoyl-CoA dioxygenase activity. Lineage: Eukaryota; Metazoa; Arthropoda; Insecta; Hymenoptera; Formicidae. Gene Ontology annotation, biological process: fatty acid alpha-oxidation. Bases 1174 to 2064 code for a protein of 296 amino acids. The record is from RefSeq and is a predicted model, not a curated record.
UUACGAAUUAGUGCGGAGAAGAACGUCGUCUCUCGAAUGUUUUCUGAAAAGCAGGCAUUGCCGCGAAAGGUGAAAUACUGUGCGUAAGGCCUUGAGCAUAAUGGAAAGAAUAUCAGGAACAGAAAUAAACACAAGAAUUUCAACUUGUCCCGAGAAACCGUGUACCGUGGAACACACGCGAUUUCUCUGAUGUUAAAAAUUUCUUAUAUUUAUUUCUGUUUUCAAUAUUUCUCUUCCAUUGUGUUCACGGCCUUACGCAAUCGAAAAAAAGAUAAACAGCGAAAAGAUAAACGGCGCCGCGUGAGUCACCGCGCUUAUUAAGAUAAGUAUGCCGGCGUCGAUAGCGAAAUAAGUCACGGCGCAGUACGCGCCUGCUUUUCGCGAACAAGCACCAAAAAAAAAGCGAGACGCUGAUGCGAUUCGCGGAUUUAGGAGUUGAACGAUUGAACAUAACAAGAACACGGACGCAACGAGCGCGACCGUGUUUGUUUUGAUUUUUCCAUUGUUAACCUUUCCGAGUACACGUAAGUAUAUGUAACUAGUGACAUGUAAAAAUUGAUAAGGUAUGUAUCUUUUCUACUGUCGAAUGUUAAACGUAAUUUCUGUGAAAUAACGAAUUUUAAUUUAUCGGAAUUAGAUUUAUUAAGUAGUAGAGAACGAAAAUCACUUGUAUUAAGAAAUUUCUGUAUCGUUCUGAAGGCCGCUGCACGCGAUUAAUCGAAUCGAGAUAUACUUGCAUGUGCGUUAGAUAGUCGCGCAACUUCAAGAUACUCAGCUAACGCUAACUUUCUUUAUACAUCGUUCGCGUGGCAGCCUGAGCAGCCAUGGUAAUUGCGGUAUAAUCGGGUAUAGGGAGCAGCAUGCGUCUCCUUCUGUGCACCAUGGUAGCAGCCUUCGGCACGAGUAGAUAAACGAGUCUUGCGUAAAAUCUCGUGAAAGAUUUUUAUUUCUUAUACGAGCGGAGUGUUGAACGUCGUUUCAAGGACAAAAGCCAUUAAGUAGAAACUGCGUGGCAAUAUUGUGACGGCACAGUGGACACACAUAUAUUGUUGGGCAGCGUGGCGCAGCUGGUCUUGUGUUAUUGAAACAUAUAUUACGAAUCUACAAUAACAACAGCAAACGGAAGAGAAGUUGCUAAAUCGAUUUCAAGAGCAACGAAUAAAAAAUUCAAUAAUGACUUCGUUACACGAUUUUCGUUACACGAAGGAUAUUCUCAAACGUCUUACGGUUCAACAAAGGAUAUUUUACGAGAAGAACGGAUAUAUAGUAUUUCCCCGCCUCAUAUCGCAAGAUGUGCUCGAUAAAUGUCACGAAAGAUUUGACGAAAUCGUCGAAGGCAAGAUUCCACGAGACAUGGGAAUGAUAAUAAUGUACGAUGUAAAAGACAGAAAAUCAGUAAAUAAAAUACAAGAUAUACAUACGGAUGAGGUAUUCCGCAAAUACUUCGAACACGAGAAGGUCCUUGACAUCGUCGAGUGUUUUACGGGACCAAAUAUCAUGGCGAUACAUAGUAUGCUCAUUGCGAAGCCACCCGACAUCGGGUUUGGAAGUUCGAGACACCCGCCGCAUCAAGACCUGUACUAUUUCCCGUUACGACCAGCCGAUCAUAUAGUUGCUUCAUGGACAGCCAUGGAACCCUGCGACAGCGAAAAUGGAUGUCUCUUUGUAGCGCCUGGAUCACACACUAUGGGAUACUUGUUCCCGCAUGGUUAUCCUCCAAAGGAGGAAGGAGUGGUGAACAAAUUUUAUCAUGGCAUACAGAAAUUGCCUCCGCUAUACAACCGUUGGGUGAAUCUCGAGAUGCAACCCGGCGAUACGGUAUUCUUCCAUCCGUUACUCAUUCACGGAUCCGGCAUUAACAAAUCUAAGAGAACAAGACGGGCGAUUUCCUGCCAUUACGCAGCAGCAGAGUGUAAUAUUAUCGAUGAUGAUCCAAUUCAAGACACCAUCAGGAAUGAGAUUACAGAGCUGGCGCGGAAAAAAUAUCCCGGUUUAGAGAUCAAAUACGCGGAUAUAUGGCGCUACAAAUCUUCGCUCGUGCGCGGUCUUCGAUCCUCUUAUUAAAAAACGUUUGAAAAUCAAACGCUUGAUAUCACGCUAUUAUAUCAAGACCACUGAUAUGUAUAUGGUACAUAGUAGUGAUCAAGAUAUAUUGAUGAAUAUAUUUAUGAUAUCAGGAUAA